AGAUUGUGAAGAGAGAGCGUUUGUCCCUCAAGUUAAGCCUAAACACCAGUUGAAAAUGUAAUUGUCAAGGGAUUCAGAAAAACAAACCUUUUCUCUUAAAUUUAGUGGAGAGAGUGGGAUAUCUCUUGUUUUGGCUGGCAUAUCUACGGCCUAAACAAUUGGCUUAAACCUUGUUUGGGAUUCCUGCUUGUUUUAGCAUGGCGGAGCUUGGAGUUCACAGAACCCUCCUUUUGGUAAUUUCUCUGAUAAAGUGUCUGGAGGGCACAAAACUGCUGGCAGAUUUUAAAAAAUGUGGUGACUUGGAGUGUGAAACUUUAAUAAGCAGAGUCUUAGCCACGAGAGAUUAUAGAGGACCUGACUGCCGAUUCCUGAACUUCAAUAAGGGAGAAGAGAUAUCUGUUUAUGUUAAACUUGCAGGAGAAAGGGAAGAUUUGUGGGCAGGAAGUAAAGGAAAGGACUUUGGAUAUUUUCCCAGAGAUGCAGUCCAGAUUGAAGAGGUGUUCAUAUCUGAUGAAGUUCAGAUAUCAACUAAAGAAUCUGAUUUUCUUUGUCUUCUUGGAGUAAGUUACACAUUUGAAAAUGAAGACAGUGAAUUAAACAGUGAUGAUGGCAAAAAUAUAUGUCCAUAUGAAGAAGAUAAAGACCAAAAAUCUAGUGUAUAUGAAAGUGAUUUUCAGACAGAAUCUGGAUUUUAUUCAACUUCUGAAAGUACUUUGUUUGAAGAGCAGUUUCCAGUAUCGGAAGCUCCUGAAGAUAUCAGAAGUACUAGUGAAUCAAAAGAGUGGGAAGGAGUGGAAGCUGGAAGUAUGGAAGAGGAUUAUGUUCCAGAAGCGGAUCACAUCCCACCAUCCUCGCCUGAAGUGAAAGGAUGGUUUGGAUUUGGAAGGGAACUAGCUGAAGGAAAGGCUUUUGAAUCAGUUAUUGAACCUCUACAAGAAAGUUCAUUUCAAAGUAGAAAAAUAGCAGGAGAAGAUGAGAAUGACCUACAGGAAUUAAAUAAUGAUGAACCCCAAACAGAACAAAAGCAAGAACCUGAAUUGGAAUUCAAUUCAGUGCCAAAGAAACAGUCUGAACUAGGUUCUGAGUCAGAGAACAUUAUCAGUCCUGAAGCCACUAGUUGGUUUGGGGGUGGUUUUAAAAGUUAUUUAGGUUUUGGAGGUGAGCAUACAGGGCUUGAAUUAUUGUCCAAAGAAAGCAAUCCACCACUACAAGAUGUUCCUAAUUCCUUAUCAUCUGAGGAAGAACCCACAGUUCCAUGCACAGAAAUAUUAACAGAAAAAGAAGACACAAUCGCCAAUGAUACCUCAAUUCUCAAGCCAAGUUGGUUUGAUUUUGGUUUUGGUAUGCUAGGCUUUGUAUAUACCAAUGAAGAUAAAAUUAUAUCAGAUGAUGGAAAAAGUGAAGAAGGAGGUGGAGGAGAUAAACAUGAACAUCUUCUAACAAGUAAAUUUGACCCUGAUAAGGAACAAGAAAUAAAAACAAUAGAAAUUAUGGAAACUGAAGAGCAAGUAGGAAAGGAAAGAGUCCUAGAGAAAACAGAUGAUUCUGAUACCUUACUAUAUUUUAAAAAGUUUUUAUAUAAUUGGAACUUCCAGGACAUUCCAAAGGAAACAGAAUUGCAAUUUUCCAAACAGAUACAGGAUGAAAAUAAUGUAAUUGAAAAUGAUGAAACAGAAGAAUUUCCAGCUGAAAAUUAUCACACAGAUAAUAUGGAAGUUAUGAUGCUGAAAAGCAGAGCCAGUCCGUCAGAUAUGGCUCCUAAAAUAGAGUCACCCAGGAGAAUUCAUAAAGAAGUACAUUUCAAAACUCCAUCUUCUAAAAAUAAUGAUGAAAAAUCAAAAACAUCACUAGGUACUGAAGGAUCUACUCAGGCGGAAAUAGACAGAUCUGUGGAAAAUACCCUGCCAAAUAGUCAAACAGUUUCAAAUGAUUACUUUUUGUCUUCUCAAGAAGGUAAAAAAAAAAAAGAUGCUUCUGAGUAUCAGAUUCUGAAAUAUUUAUUUCAAAUUGACAUUUGUGAUUUCAUGAAUUCUGCAUUUUCAUCAAUUAUAGUUCUUACAGAAAGGGUAAGUUGACCUUUUAAAUCUUUUGCAAUAAUUUUACCUACUUUUCUAAAUAUAGGAAUAGUUGAAAAUGAUGUUUGA
Molecule: messenger RNA, 2144 nt
Organism: Odobenus rosmarus divergens (Pacific walrus)
Lineage: Eukaryota; Metazoa; Chordata; Mammalia; Carnivora; Odobenidae
Gene: MIA2
Product: melanoma inhibitory activity 2
Exons: 6
Biological process (GO): endoplasmic reticulum to Golgi vesicle-mediated transport; vesicle cargo loading; protein secretion
Cellular component (GO): endoplasmic reticulum membrane; endoplasmic reticulum exit site
Molecular function (GO): protein binding
Source: RefSeq, a predicted model, not a curated record